AUGGGAACAGCAACAAAGCUCGUUGCUCCCGUCGCUGGAGGAGGAGGAGGACAACAGCACCGUACACUCACGCACCAGUCCAGCAACAGCAACCUCAACCGCAACUCACUCAAAGCCAACGCAAACCAGGUCCGAUGGCCUGUCUCCCUCAACCAGCUCGCUGCCAUCUCCCUCGACGAUGACUCGGACUUUGACCGCUCUCUGACCGAUGCUGGGCAACAAAAGGGCCAACAACAGGGUGGUACCCCCGUUUCCCGCUCCUCUUCUAUGCAUAGCCUCUAUGGCUCCCAGAUGCCAAGGCCACAAAGGCCUCUCUCCGGCAAUAAGGGUAACCCCAAUGGUAUCCCUCCAAGCGGUGUCUCGGCUCGACCUGCUGGGCUUCGACAUCACCAACCCGAUGGGUCACCGUUGCAAGCGAAACGACUGAGCAGGACUGGCAACCAACCUGACGACAUGGAGCAAAUCUUUUCUGAAGCCCAGGCUCUAGCUCAAAGGCUAGGCAACUCUUCAUCAUCGUCAACAGGGCCCAGAGCGGCAGGAGGCCUGGCAAGGGCCAACAGCGUUGGUAUUCGUGCACCCGGAGUGAAAAACGGAUCAGGAAUCCCUUCGUCGUCCUCUUCAUCCUCCAUCAGCAGAAUUGCAGCCGCAAGUUCAGACGGGGCGUCAAUGCUUCGUCGACCAACCUCUAUCCCUUCGCCAAACUCGCCCUCUUCACCCACCAACGUAGCAGCACUUCCACCCAAAUCAUCAUCUCGUCUCUCUAUCCCUUCCUCCUCAAGUUUGAAACACCGUGCGUCGCUUUCAAGUGCUUCGGCAAGUUCACGACAGGAAAUCAAGCAGGCUAACAGCGCUCUUUCACGUGAACAGGGCACACACUCGCCUACAAGAAUCCCAGGAUCUCCCAACGCGAUUCAGCAAACCACUGCAGCUCGAAAAUUGGCCAGCCUUCAGCAAUCUCCCUUGGCAGCACGACCCAACAAUAAUUUUCGACAGAAUGCGACCGACAGUCAGAUUUCUACAGCACUGCUCCCGACCCCACCUAUAUCAAUUUUCAAUGAAUCUGGAAUGGCGGUGAAGGAGAUGGAAGAGGAACUGGAGCGGUGGAAGAUGGAGGUCAGGGAACUGAGACAGGAACGCGUGGCGACGGAUGGAUGGCGCAAGCAGAUUUCGGAUUUGGAGAGAGAUCUCGAGACUGCGCUUGAUUCGUUGCAGUCUGCGGAAGCAAAGGUCAUUGAACUCAGGAGCGAGCAACAGUCGGCGUCAACUGGCAUGAAGGAUCACGAAGAUGCUCAGGAGAAACUGGCCGCGCACGAAGCAACAGUGGAACAAUUGAAGGCGGAUCUUGAGCUUGUCCGUGGUGAAAAGGAGAAGGCAUUGGAGGACGCCACAGCUAACCAGAAGGAGCAACUAGCCCAACUUGAGUCUCGUAACCAAGAACUCGAACAAAAAUUGACUCAGGCCCAACAAGAGAUUGAACAAUUGGAGCUCCAGGCCGCACCCCCAGAGGUUCAGGAAGUGCAGCAGUCAUUGUUCUCUGCAACUCAGGAUCUUGAAGAAUCGAAACUUUUGGUCGAGAAGCUCAAGGCUGAGCUAGCUGAGGAGAAGGUCAAGAUUGCACGGGAGCAGGAAGAUGCAGGACAACUUCUCCUCAAGCUGAGUCAACUCCAAGAUACCAUUGCGAACCAAUUGAGGGAGAAUAACUCUUUGAGGGAAGUUGUCAAGGAUCACGAAAAGUGCACCGAGAAUGCGGAGACGGUCGAGUACCAGCACAAGAAAGAGAUCGCGCAAUUGCAGAAAGAGCUCGCAGGUCAGCACAAGGUGUUCGCGCAGGAAAAAGAGCAGAAAACGAUGUUAGAGAUGGCGGUACAGGAACAUCAGUACCAGACACACCAGCUCCAACAACAGCUUCAACUACACCAAACUCAACUCCAUCAACAACAGACUGAGAUUGUCAACCUUCGUGCCAGUCUAGAGGUCGAACAGAGGCAAUCGACGUUGUGGCAGCAGCGAUACCAGGAGGAGCAGCGGUUGAACUAUGCUACUUCAUUUGGUAGACGUGUGUCGCAUGACCAAAACGGUGAUAUCAACGGAUCUUUCACUAUGGGCGAUUCUUCCGCAGCGCCGUCGUCGGCGAUAGGCGUGCCAACAGGAAUUCCAGGCUCUGGACUGGGACUCAUGAGUAUGGGUCUGAACUUGAACAUGGGUAUGGCGAUGGGUGGUGGACUAGGGUCUGAUAACAAUCUGUCUUCGUCGCCUCUGACAUCGACUCCACCGACCAUGGCUGGAGGACCGUUGAGCGGACAAGGACCCAAGAUGUCGAUGUUGUCGAACCAGCUCAACGCAUCUGGGUUACCACCCAGUGGACAACUACCACCUGUGGGUGGAAUGGCCUCGGCCCCUAGUGGUGAGGUUGAGGUCAAACCCGGGAUGGUUCAUCGUGUCAGUUCGGGAUCUGUCAAUGGUAUCAAUAAUCGCCAUUCGAUGCAUGGUGAUAUGUUCUUUGGAUCUAUUUCUUCUGCAACAGCGGCCCCCGCUUCUGGUCCAUUCCAGACGGUGGAUGAGUUGACGGAGCAGUUGCACGGACUGAUGAAAGAAAAGGAAAAACUUCAGGCGGACUUGAGCAAGAUUCCGAUUUCUGGAGGUGGGCCGAUGAUGCGCCGCAAGGCCGAGAUGUUGGAGGAGCAGAUGGACGAGACUGAACGGAUGAUGAGUAAGAUCCGAUACAGCAUUCGUAUGCGCUCAUAA
Molecule: messenger RNA, 2745 nt
Organism: Linnemannia hyalina
Lineage: Eukaryota; Fungi; Mortierellomycota; Mortierellomycetes; Mortierellales; Mortierellaceae
Source: the annotation of a GenBank genome assembly